Daldinia loculata is the source of this 2200-nucleotide messenger RNA. RefSeq names its product heme peroxidase. The coding region runs from base 578 to 1654 and encodes 358 amino acids. The record is from RefSeq and is a predicted model, not a curated record. The transcript has 3 exons. Lineage: Eukaryota; Fungi; Ascomycota; Sordariomycetes; Xylariales; Hypoxylaceae. Gene Ontology annotation, biological process: response to reactive oxygen species; hydrogen peroxide catabolic process; cellular response to oxidative stress. Gene Ontology annotation, molecular function: peroxidase activity; heme binding.
GUUUUAUAGGUACGGCCUGAGAGAGAACAUUACAUGUAUUGUACAUGCGCACGCGCAGGUUGCAUGCAUGCGUGGCCCCGUGAAUCUAGGCGUUCUAUUCGCUACGUCGUUGUUGGCAUCAGAUGUUGCCAUCGGUUGCUCUCUCUCUCUCAUCAACAAAAAUUCCUCCGCAGGUAAGAACUUUAGUACUACGUAUGUACCUACCUACAUAGGUUGGUUGGUAGGCCAUGGCAAGCGCGAAAGGAAAAGAGAGAGAGAAAAAGAUAGGUACCCAUUUAGGGGCCGGGGGCCCACUCUAGUAGAAGCCGAGAGAAAAUGAUGCUAGGGGGGGUCGCCACCCAAUAGGACGGCUUAGAUUCUUUCUUACUAAACAUUUCGGCUGCUUUUCCCAACGACGGAGACUUGCCGUCCUCGGAUUUCUUUUCCUGUAAGCCUUUACAUAGAAUUGGCCUCUUCCCUCAUCGUCCCUCCUUCAUCGUUAUAUAUUAGCUCUCUCUUGCUUUUUUUUUUUCGUUUAAUUUCCUUCCCCCGGUUGAACCCAAUUGCAUUCCUCUGCUGUGCACUAGGAAAGACAAAAAUGUCGGCCGCAACUGUGUCCCGCCAGAUGGCCCGCGCGGCCCUGCGCACCUCCGCUAGAAACACAUUUGCUACAUCUUCUCGGCAAGCAUUCCGACAGCACGGCCGACGAUUCUAUUCGUCGGAGCCUCCCAAGACCUCUAGCUCGUCGAGCCUGAUCUACCUGGCAGGCGCCGCCGUUGCGGGUGCUGCCGGCUACUAUUUCUACACCUCGAACAACUCGGGUAGCACCAAGGUGUUCUCAGCCACCAAGGACGACUACCAGAAGGUGUACAACGAGAUCGCCAACCGCCUCGAGGAGAACGACGAGUACGACGAUGGCAGCUAUGGCCCCGUCCUCGUUCGUCUCGCGUGGCACGCCAGCGGUACCUACGAUAAGGAGACGGGUACCGGUGGUAGCAACGGUGCUACUAUGCGAUUUGCCCCUGAGGGUGACCACGGCGCAAACGCCGGCUUGAAGCACGCUCGGGACUUCCUUGAGCCUGUGAAGGCCAAGUUCCCCUGGAUCACCUACUCCGAUCUCUGGAUCAUUGGCGGUAUUGCUGCCAUCCAGGAGAUGCAAGGUCCCGUCAUCCCGUUCCGACCCGGCCGUCAGGACCGAGAUGCCGCAGCCUGCACUCCCGACGGACGUCUUCCUGACGCUGCCAAGGGAACCCCUCAUCUCCGUGACAUCUUCUACCGCAUGGGCUUCAACGACCAAGAGAUCGUUGCCCUUGCUGGUGCUCACGCCCUCGGUCGUUGCCACACCGACCGAAGUGGAUUCGAUGGACCGUGGACCUUCUCUCCCACCGUCCUAACCAACGACUAUUACCGCCUACUCCUAGAGGAGAAGUGGCAGCUGCGUAAGUGGGAUGGCCCCAAGCAGUACGAGGAUGUCAAGACCAAGUCGCUCAUGAUGCUGCCGGCCGACUACGCCCUUAUCCAGGACAAGGCAACGAGGCCUUGGGUAGAGAAGUACGCCAAGGACAACGAUCUCUUCUUCAAGGACUUCGCUGCCGCCGUUACUAAGCUCUUUGAGCUAGGUGUGCCUUUCAAACAGGACACCGAGAAGAUCAUCUUCAAGCCUGUUAAUGCUUAAAUUUAAUGAGAUACCAUCUAAUAGAGUCAGAAGUGAUGUAGAGAAGGAAGGCAAGGCUAGAGUUAGACCUAGAAGCGAUGUCGCGUCGUGACUGUCGACGGGAGAACUGACGAGAGCUGUUAGAGUGGGAUACCUGCCCCCGAGCAGGGCUUGAUUGAACUAUAUACUGUUUCCAUUAGCCUAGUUAUCUAUUCGAUCUUGUUCCAGCGAAGUUUAAGAGCUGUAUAUAUCAAUGAAGCGUUCCCAUCCCUAUAUCCAUUCCAUGUGUUAGGUAUUAGGUAUUAUGUGUAGUCUUGUUUGCUUACCGAGGUAAAGUUAAGAGGGAAAAGGGAAAAGAAUCCGGGGAUGAUUGAAAUAGAGAUGUUUUAAUAGGUCGACUCGCAGCAAACGUAAUGGAGAUCCUUUUUGUUCUCCACUGCCAUGCGGUUAUGUACUAUUAUGUCUUAGGUACUGUUGUACGUAGGUAUGUACGUACUCUGAUUUGGAGAUGGAGUCGUGCCCCACGUUUUGUCGAUAAGUCUUUACUAUGCCUUAGCUAUCCGCUAU